Schizosaccharomyces japonicus yFS275 is the source of this 840-nucleotide messenger RNA. RefSeq lists its product as hypothetical. Gene Ontology annotation, cellular component: cytoplasm. Gene Ontology annotation, molecular function: 1-(5-phosphoribosyl)-5-[(5-phosphoribosylamino)methylideneamino]imidazole-4-carboxamide isomerase activity. Gene Ontology annotation, biological process: L-histidine biosynthetic process. NCBI's taxonomy places the organism in Eukaryota, Fungi, Ascomycota, Schizosaccharomycetes, Schizosaccharomycetales, Schizosaccharomycetaceae. The transcript is spliced from 4 exons. The record is from RefSeq and is a predicted model, not a curated record. The coding region runs from base 1 to 840 and encodes 279 amino acids.
AUGCCUACGAAAUUUCGCCCUUGCAUUGACAUUCACCAAGGCCAAGUGAAACAAAUUGUCGGCGGCUCGCUGGGAAGUACACGCGCGCUCCAAACAAACUACGUGUCCGCCAAAUCGAGCUCUUACUAUGCUGAGCUCUACAAGCAAAACAACUUGACCGGCGGUCAUGUCAUCAUGCUGGCCCCAAUUGUGAGCAAGCGGCCACAGAGGCUCUUCAAGCUUGGCCCAAGUCACACUGGCUUCUCUGUGAAUGUCAAAUAUUCUCGUCGGCUAAUCAUUCGUUUAGACGCUCUUCAAGUUGGCGGCGGCAUCAACCUGUCGAAUGCUCAGCAAUGGAUUGAUCGUGGCGCUUCCAAGGUCAUCGUUACCUCUUGGCUCUUCCCCAAUGGCGAGUUUGAUGAAUCUCGUCUCAAGAUGCUCUCCGACCUCAUCGGUCGUGAUCGCCUCGUUGUCGAUGUCAGUUGUCGCCGAAAGGGAAACGAGUGGAUCGCUGCCAUGAACAAGUGGCAGCUGCUGACAACUAUGAAAAUUAACAAGGAUAACUUGGACAUGCUCUCCAAGUACUGUUCAGAGUUUUUGAUUCACGCGGCUGACGUCGAAGGCCUUUGCCAAGGAAUUGACAAGGAGCUCGUCGUCAAAUUGGGCAAAUGGGUUACGAUCCCCUGCACGUAUGCUGGCGGUGGUCGCAGCCUUGCCGACCUGGAACUCGUCAGUAAGCUCAGCGGCGGCAAAGUCGACUUAACCAUCGGCAGCGCUCUUGACAUUUUCGGCGGUUCACUUAGUUUCGAAAGUGUCGUCGCUUGGAACAGAGAAUUUGCUCCAGACGCGCUCGAGAACUAA